AGUAGUUGCUGCUUCUUUCGCUCUGGACGCUGAAGUGGAGAGUCGUGUGUGAGAUUAGUGGAGAGUUUAAACUCGGUCUUAUUAUUAUGGAUCUGCUGUUAUAGACAACAACCUGAUAUGAACUGAUUUAAAAUGUGGACAUAUUUCACCACCAGCAGCGAUAUGACUGUAUGAAGAACAGCACAGGAUUGUAUUAGUGUGAAUCUGUAGGAGGAGAUAAAGAGAUAAAAAUGGCGGCUGCAAGAAACAAUGAGUUUAAACUCUUUGGACCCCGUGAUGGAAAGUUUCAGUCUGGCUCUGCUCUCACUCUCUCCUGUCACCUGUCUCCUGAAAUCAGUGCUGUUGCCAUGGAGAUCAGGUGGUUUAAGGAGACAGACUGUGUUUGUCUCUAUAAGAACAGGCAGGUGACAGAGGGGAGGGGCUACGAGGGCAGAGUGAGUCUGUUCACUCAGGAGCUGCAGAGAGGAAACGUCUCCUUACAGAUCAGAGACUGUAGAUGGUCAGAUAGAGGAGUUUAUCUGUGUCAGGUCAUCAUUGGAGACACAACAGAGGAGUGUACAGAAAGAGUGUGGGACGCACUGUUGUGCGGUUCAGGGACAGAAGCACAGAGAGAGUCUCGAGUUGGGGACGUCUUUGUUCGUCAGAUGAACAGAAAAUGGACAGAAGAGGAGAGACUGAAAAUGGAGGAAUCUGCUCUGCUGACCGAAUUAAAAGAGGAGAGUCUUUCUGUACUGAAGAACUUAAUGAGCUUAACUGAAGAAAAAAAAGCAGAGGAGGAAAAGCUGAAGAGAGCCGAGACUGAACUGGAGAACACAGCCAAACAAACACACAGUAAAGAAGAAGAACUAAGAGAGAGAGAGACCAUCAGAGAUAUCAGUCUGGAGAUCAGAGAGAUGCAGGAAAGAAGAUUGAGAGAAAGAGUGGAGAUGAGACAAAGAGAGGAAGAGGAGAUCAGAGGAAAGAUGAGAGCUGUUGUGGAUGAUUUGAGGAGCUCAGAGGAAGCAGUUAAAAAGAUAAAGGAGAGAAUAAAACAGCAUGAAAAACAAAAACAUAAAUUUGAGGAAAAGUUAUCAGAGGAGAGAAAUGAGGAGAAGAGGAGAGAGCUGGAGAGAGAAGUGAAGAGAGAGGAUGAGCAGAUGAAGGAGGCUGAAGAGGAGCUGAACAGGAUGCAGAAGGAGAGCAUGAUGAUGGUGGUGAAGAAGCUCAGACUGGAGAUGGAGAUCAGAGAGAAGAAUGCAGUAAAAGCAGAUACACACUUCAUAAAGUCCAUCCUGCCUGAGUUCCAGCAGAGUGUUCAGACUCUUAUGAGCAAGAAGCAGAAAGAGUUUGAUAAAGAGGUGAAUGAAAAAGAUAGAGAGAUAGAAAGACUGAAACUAAACCUCUCAGAGAUGGAGAAAGAAAAAGAAAAGCAACUAGAAGAGAGAAAAAAGACUUUAGAAGAGAAAAACAAACAACUUGAACAAAAAGACACUGAAUUAGAAAAACAUACAAAAACAAUAGAGAACAAAAAUAAAACAAUAGAUGAGAAAAAUGAAUGGCUGAGAGAGAAGGAGACUCUACUGGAGAUCACAGUGAAAGAGGUGGAAAGCAGUAAAAAGCAGCUGGAGACUCUGAGAAAGGAGCUGCAGGACAAGAGCAGCAAACUACAGGAGAUGAUGAUCCUACUGGAACAACAGAAAACUGAACUCACCCGUCAGCAGAAAGAGUUAGAAGAGAAAGAACAACAACUUAAACACACAGCACAACAGAAUUCUGACCUACAGACUGAAACUGAAACACUGAUAGCUGAUUUAACAGAAAAGACCAAACAGCUUGAAGAAACAAAAAACAUUUUAACUGAGAGAAACAAACAACUGAUGGAGAGAGUAAAAAAAGUUGAGGAGAAAGACAGACUUCUGACAGAAAAUACAACAACACUUCAGAUGAAGGAGAAGAUUUUAGAAGAGAAAGACAAACUUCUCACAGAGACACAAGAUGAACUGAGACAAACAACAAAGACAUUAGAGAAUCAUAGAAAACAAGUGGAAGGAAUGGAGAAAAGACUUGUGGAGAAAGAAGAAGAGUUAAAAGAGACAAAACAAGAACUGAAAGAUAAAAACAUGAUUAUAAAAGAACAUUUAGAGACUGUUGAUAAGAGAGAUUCAUUAUUAAAGGAAACUAAUGAAAGAUUAGAAAGUGUUAAUAAACAGCUUAAAGAUAAAGACUCACAACUGGAGAAUCAGAUCAAACUGCUGAGAGAGAAAGAGACUCUACUGGAGAUCACAGUGAAACAGCUUGAAGAGAAGGAGAGACUUCUAAGUGAGAGAAACACACAGCUAAUGGAAAGAGACAAGCAGGUUGAGGAGAAAGACAGACUUCUAGAGGAGAGAAACAAGCAGCUGCAGGAGAGAACAGAUCCAGACUCAGCAGCUCCAGCCAGGAGGAGACACAGCAAAGAUUGGAAUCCUCCACUCUUCAGUGAAGAGACUCCAGAAUCUACAGCACCACUCAGGAGAAGAAACAGUAAAGAAGGACUUCCCCCAUAUAUGAGUGGAGAAUCCUGUAGUUCAGCCUCUCCAGAGUCAGUUCCUGUGUCAGCGCUCAGGCUGGUGCUGCUGGGGAGGACUGGAUGUGGGAAGAGAACAGCAGGAAACACCAUCCUGGGCAGAGAGGAGAGGAGCCAGGCUGGAGCAUCUACAGUGAGGCAGCAGAGUGAGAGCAGACAGGGGGAGGUGGCUGGGAGGCAGGUGACUGUGGUGGACACUCCUGACUGGUUCUGUCCUGGACUCUCUCUGGAGGAGCUGAGACAGGACGUGGGACUCUGUGUCCAUCUGUCUGCCCCAGGACCCCACGCCUUCCUCCUAGUCAUACCAGUGAAGCAGUCUACAGGAGAGGAGAGAGGCAUGCUGGAGAAAAUGGAGGAGAUUUUUGGAGAGAGAUGUUGGAGGAACACCAUGAUCCUUUUCACUGUUACUGAUGAAGUCCAAGAGAAGAACAUUGAAGAGUUUAUCCAGUCAGGAAACCAGGAGGUGCAGAGACUUGUAGAGAAAUGUGGGAACAGGUUUCACUGUCUCAGCAUUAAGGAGAGUGGAGAUGGUUCUCAAACCUCAGAGCUGCUGGAGAAGAUAGAGAAGAUGGUGGAAGGAAACAGAGAGAAAUUCUACAGCAGUGAGAUCUACCUGGAGACAGAAUCUCAGAUCAGAGAAAUAGAGAGAAGAAUUAUGAGAGAAAGAAAGGAGAUAAGAGAGAGACAAGAAAGAGAAACUAGAGAGAAAUUGGAGAGAUGUGUACAAGAGAUUACAAUGAAGUUUGAGGAAUUUAAAUCUAAAUGUGAUGAACAAAUAAAUCAGCAUGAAGAGCGAAUAACUAAACUAGAGAGGGAGUUAAAAGAGGAAAGAGACGAGAAGAGAAAGGUAGAGCUGAAGAGAGAGCUGGAGAAAGAGAUUCAGCGAAGAAAUGAAGUUCAGUUGGAGCUGGAGAGACUGAAAGAAGAGACUGAAAAGGAGAGGAGAGAGAUGGAGGAGAGACACAGACAGGAGAUGGAGGAGAUCAGGGAGACGUAUGAAAGAGAGGCUAAGAUGGAGACAGAGAGGAACCUCAUGAAGAUCAUCCUGCCUGAACUCCAGCAGAGAAUCUGGGAACUCAUGACAAAGAAACAGAAAGAAUUUGAUCAUCAAAUGGAGGAGAAGGAGCGAGAGUUAGAAACACUGAGAGAGAAAUCGAAACAGAAACGGAAACGAAGACGGAGAGGGAAACACAGUAGGAGGAGAUGAUCAUCAGGAGGACGCCAGAGGACAAUUUAGCAAGUUAACACAGCAACUCUUUUGCGGUACACUCAG
This is a messenger RNA of Colossoma macropomum (tambaqui), 3818 nucleotides long. RefSeq names its product trichohyalin-like. Bases 231 to 3752 code for a protein of 1173 amino acids. Gene Ontology annotation, molecular function: GTP binding. The record is from RefSeq and is a predicted model, not a curated record. The transcript is spliced from 12 exons. NCBI's taxonomy places the organism in Eukaryota, Metazoa, Chordata, Actinopteri, Characiformes, Serrasalmidae.